GCCGUCCGGGUAUUUGAACGGCGCUUCCGCCAUUUUCCCUGCGCCCGGCACGGAGCGAGGAGCGGGAGAGCCUCGGCAGAGACACAGCAUGGCCGCCCAAGGAGAGCCCCAAGUGCAGUUUAAGCUUGUUCUGGUUGGUGAUGGUGGCACUGGUAAAACAACAUUUGUAAAGCGUCACUUGACUGGUGAAUUUGAAAAGAAGUAUGUAGCAACACUGGGUGUUGAAGUUCAUCCUCUGGUGUUCCAUACUAACAGAGGCCCUAUCAAGUUUAAUGUAUGGGACACAGCUGGCCAGGAGAAGUUUGGUGGCCUGCGUGAUGGCUACUAUAUCCAAGCUCAGUGUGCCAUCAUCAUGUUUGAUGUAACAUCAAGAGUUACUUACAAGAAUGUACCUAAUUGGCAUAGAGAUCUGGUACGAGUAUGUGAAAAUAUCCCCAUAGUGUUGUGUGGCAACAAAGUGGAUAUUAAGGACAGAAAAGUCAAGGCAAAAUCCAUUGUGUUCCAUAGGAAGAAGAAUCUCCAGUAUUAUGACAUUUCAGCUAAGAGUAACUACAACUUUGAGAAGCCUUUCCUGUGGCUUGCUAGGAAGCUAAUUGGAGAUCCCAACCUGGAGUUUGUUGCCAUGCCUGCGCUUGCACCUCCUGAAGUUGUUAUGGACCCAGCACUGGCAGCACAGUACGAGCAAGACUUACAGAUUGCUCAGACCACUGCACUGCCAGAUGAAGAUGAUGACCUGUGAGGGAUGAAGCUGGAGCCCAGCGUCAGAAGUCUAGUUUUAUAGGCAACUGUCCUGUGAUGUCGGUGAUGCAGCGUGUUUGCCACUUUAUUAUCUAGCUGAACAGAACAUGUGCUUAAUCUUUGGGAUGCUGAAAGAGAUGAAUGGGCUUCGGAGAGUGAAUGUGGCAGUUUAAAAAAAACAAACAAAACAAAAUGAAAAAAAAAAACAAAACAAAAAAACCUUCAUAUUUUGGACCUGCAUAUUUAGCUGUUUUUUGGACUGCAAUUACUUCCCCUUUUGAGUUUCAAAUAUAAGACUGCUGCAGUCACAUCAGAGUGUUAAGUGGAAAAUCUUGUUUCUGUCAUUCCCAUUCUUUUGUUUAGGUAAUAAAGUUGUAUUUCAAGUAUCUCCAAGCAAGUGAACUUUCAUGCAUUGUUAGGAAAACUGUUCAAAGUGUCUUCUGUUCUUAAUUUGAGGGUAAUACUUGAUUGUCUACUACUGCAUUUCUCGUUCUGUUUUCCUUCCUGCUUCUCAUACUAAGCUCCUCUUGCUAAUUCAGAGCUAACAGUUCCCUGUCUGUGCUUGCUGGCUGGCAGAGCUGAGGCCAGCUGAAGUGCCAGGCAGAGCUGCAGCACUGAGCACGGCUGUGGCUGGAGGAGCCUUCCCAGCCGAGUGCAGUGCUGGUGCUGCAGGGUGCAGCCUGCAGUUCUGCCGGCACGUCCUGCAGUUCUGCCUGCGCGUGCCGCAGUUCUGCCUGCGCGUCCUGCAGUUCUGCCUGCACGUCCUGCAGUUCUGCCUGCACGUCCUGCAGUUCUGCCUGCGCGUGCCGCAGUUCUGCCUGCGUGUCCUGCAGUUCUGCCUGCACGUCCUGCAGUUCUGCCUGCACGUCCUGCAGUUCUGCCUGCGCGUGCCGCAGUUCUGCCUGCGUGUCCUGCAGUUCUGCCGGCACGUCCUGCAGUUCUGCCUGCGCGUGCCGCAGUUCUGCCUGCGCGUCCUGCAGUUCUGCCUGCGCGUCCUGCAGUUCUGCCUGCACAGGCCGCAGUUCUGCCCGCGCGCCCCGCAGUUCUGCCUGCAUGUCCUGCAGUUCUGCCUGCAUGUCCUGCAGUUCUGCCGGCACGUCCUGCAGUUCUGCCUGCAGUUCUGCCUGUGCUCCCUGCAGUUCUGCCUGCAUGUCCUGCAGUUCUGUGCAGUCCCAGCUCCUCGCUGGUACCACAGGUACCCUCAGCUCUGUGUUUUUAGCAGCCAGAAGCAAACGGCAUCCAGGCCUGUGAGCUGACUUCAGCUGUGUCUUUGCAUGGAACAGCAGUAGAGCUAUAGCUGGUUAAACCAAUUCUAAGCAUCUUCAAAUUCACUGACCAGAAAACAACCGUGGUUUGAGCUAAAAUGCUCUUGCCUUCCCACUGCUAUGUUAGCUGGAGCCACAGUGAUUGAAACAUCUAGACUUUACUGUAACUGCACCAAGUUCUUAAUUUGAAACUGGCUUAUUACAGCACAAAUGGUGGAAAAUGUCAACUUUUAACACUACCUUGUAGAGAUGAAUCUUGGUCAAUAUUAGUACUGCUAGUAAGCAAAACUUAAGUUUAGGAGGUUUUUUUUUUCAGUAGUGUUUGAGUACAUGAAGUCUCGAACUCUUCAGUUUUGUAUUUUUGGUUUCUUAAUAAAGUGGAGCAUUUCAUUUAUUCCUUUUAA
This is a messenger RNA of Vidua chalybeata, 2407 nucleotides long. It is a transcript of the gene RAN, whose product is annotated as RAN, member RAS oncogene family. Bases 89 to 739 code for a protein of 216 amino acids. The transcript is spliced from 7 exons. Gene Ontology annotation, molecular function: GTP binding; GTPase activity. Lineage: Eukaryota; Metazoa; Chordata; Aves; Passeriformes; Viduidae. The record is from RefSeq and is a predicted model, not a curated record. Gene Ontology annotation, cellular component: nucleus; cytoplasm. Gene Ontology annotation, biological process: ribosomal subunit export from nucleus; protein import into nucleus.